AUUUAGUGAACGGGUCUCUCCUGGUUACUGCACGUCCUUCAAUCUGAUCAUAUUUAUAUUCACGUUUUAAUAUGAAUAUUUUGUAAAUAUAUCCAUAUUGUAUAGAUGGAUAUCUUGGUGGUUCAUUGUGGUAGCACCAGGGUUGGUGGAUUUAAUACCACUUCUUCUCGACCUCCGUAGAGUUUGAAUGUUCUCACUAUGUUGUGUUGGUCUCUCCGGGCAAUUAUGGCGAUUGGUGUUUAUAAAUUACCUGUAGAUUGUAUGUCUGUAUGUGUACUCUACAAUGGACUGACAUCCAGACUUGUGCAUCCUGGGACAGACUGGAAAAUGGAUAAAAUGCAUAGAUAAAAUAGCAUAUGCCUUUUCCUUAUUUUGUGUUGGUCUUCAGAGGUUUAAACAAGCCUGAUAUAAGAUGUACAAAACGCGUAAUGGGAUCCUCUCGAUGUCGGGAAACGAACCUUUUCUUGUCAGUAAAAUAUGCGGUUGUUCUUCGAAAGUAAUCCAAUACAGAACCAGAAGUCCUAGCCAGAGAAGUCUGAACAAACAAACACGUUUACAUGUUUGAUGAGCAAAAACUUUUGUUCGAAUGAUAUAAUACGUCACACUGCAUUAUUUACGAAGCUGUUUAAGUGAACUUCGUGAACUCUUAUCUGAAGCCUGGGAAAAACCUGAGCAGGAGAAAUAAAUGUGGACGUCAGUGGCAUCUGAGAAAAAUAUUGCCGAAUACUGAUAUCCAACAGGGGUCUCUUAUUCCAAACAUAUUUUUUUUACCUCGUUUUGCGAUAAAUGAUUUAGGAAAAACACUCAGGAACUCAGCUAUAGUUACUGAACCAGUCGUUGUAUCCUUCACAAGACACACCUGUUAUUUUUAGACUGCUUUUAACAGGUCGUUCUCACUGAGGAUAAUAAUCCCGAAAACACAGUCCCACGUAAAUAUUACAUUUCCGUUUUAGAAGCAAUACAUUGACACCGAUUAUAGAAUUUAGCUUUCAGGCAUGUACCUUUGCCCAAACACGGCCGGAAUACUCUAGGCUAUAUAAAUAUGCCAUUGGAUGACAGAUUUAUAGCGAAGCGAUUUAUAUUUCUUAGCUCUCGUUAAACACGCGAAGCACGACGGUGCACGCCCACUAAAAUUAAUUUAUCAUAGUAUGUGGGUUGGGUCGGUCGUAUAUCAUCCAUGGGAGGAGCUCCCAUGUGGAAGUGCUGAAUGCUGCGGUGCCUCGGACCCGACGGCGGUGUCAGUGAGGAGGGUUGCGGAAUGGGACGGGAGUCUCCGCUAAGAUGGAGGUAAGCAUGUCAGAAACAUCUGACUAUAUAAGCAUAGUGCGGACAGAAAGAUACGGUGACAUUUUUAAAAGCAGAGAACCAGGAAAAGCGCGUAUUCUGUAUUCCAGGGUGUCAGAUGCAUGCAUUCAUCCACCUUGUGUCAUUGCAGCGUCUGAAAAAUAUUAGAAACAUGCUCACAGUAUGCAGAUUGAGAGUAUAGUAGUCAACUACAUGUAUGCAACGAUUCACAGUGUUUCGUCUUACUUUAUACGAAGAGUCAGGUUGUCAGGAAUAACCGAAACGGUAAGUUCCUUCAGAUACGGCAAUUGGACUGUCCGUUUUGGGCACUGCACUUGUUUUACAGGUGAUCAGAAGUUGGUGAUGGCUGCCCUCCAUUGACACUUAUCGUUUAAUCCUAUUUGCUGAAAACUCCGUUUUUUAAUGGAAAACGUGUCCCAUGUUUUCCGAUUAAUAGUCGUCUCGCAUAGGCAUAUAAUCUGUGAAUACUUAUAGUAAAUCCAAUGUAUUGAUAGAUAUACGCUUUUCGUUCAUUGUGAUACCAGCCACUGAACUAAGUCAAUAACAAAUUGGACUUCUUGGUCAUCUUGAUGAAAAAUAUGAUUAGAAAUUUGUUUUUAAAAGAUUAAAUCCUUUAUUUGCCACUUGCACAAGUACCUCGCCCAUCUUUGUCUCCAUUGGGGUGGGUGUACAGCGCAUGGUCAGCCGAAAUGCGGCCCCUGGAGCUGGUGGUUAAGGGCCUGACUUAAGGACCCAUGGACGUGCCUAUUCGGCCGAUGCCGGAUCCCGAACCGGUAUUCCGAUCCCCGGAACUUUGGAUUCAUUAUUUAUCCCGCUGAGCUACUCACACUUAGUUUAUAUAUAUGCAUUAUUACAUAUUUCCUUUUUUAAAGUAAUAUAAACACAUUUUAAUGAUCAGAUCUAAUACCUAAAUCUAGCAACAAAAUUGCGAAGUCGGCAUCGCUACCCCCCCGCACGUGCAUGCUGCCAAUGCACUUUAGAAGCCGCGAGCACGUUUGCAUUGCUGGCAGUAGACAGUGUUCUGUGCUUCAAUACUGCAACCACAACAGUACAACCACUGUUGUAAUGUUACCACAACUUCCCCCUUAAAUAACCUUUCCAACACAGGACCCAUACUAUACUUUCAUGUUCAGUACGUACUGCAAUCGUGAUGAUAAGCACUGUAUACUCCUUUUCGACCUUCAGCGUAAAUCCACGCGUUUUAAAACGUUCACAUGGAGUUGCAUAGUAAAGUAUUGUGCGAUUUGAUUAAUUAAUUCAGUCUUUGUUUGCGUUAAUUAAAUUUGACGCACUCAAUGUGCUGUCUGCCGUCCAGGUGCUACAAUGUUCCCAUGGAGACGCGCGGAAAAACGCCCGACUGGACGACGAUCGUACUCCGGAAUAAAAUAAAAUAUCAGUUCGACUGGACUUGUAUUUGCAGUGUGAUCCAUUGCAAUGACCUCCAGGAUGGUGUUUUAAAUACUGCGUCGCGCAGCUAUAAAUAAACGGUGGAAUUUGGAAUUAUUGCAAUGCCAAAAGCAGAUUAUCUACGCGUUUUCGUACUAGAUCGCACGGUUAUUCUGGUCCCUCCGGGUUUUUGUGCUUGUCGGUGUGUGUAGUUUUUUUAUAAGAAGUAUUCUUAUAUAGAAAAUCAGCAUAAAAGCGGGUAAUGCUUUCGAGGUGAAGGGGGGAUUACGCAACGCCGGUCGGACUGGUUUCAGCAGCUGAUGGUGCGUUUCAUGAACACGGAUAUAAGCUGGUGACGGCAGAAGUGGAGUCACCGCUGGAGGAAAGACAGGAUCGCAGCAAAUAAACAAGUGCGACCCAUGAUGUAGAAAGGUAAAUGUGGAUUUGAAGCGCAAUCGAUCCAGGAGCCGCGCUGACGGCGUAACUGAGCCGCUGACGGGGGAGAUGCGGCAGAUCGCCGAGCACGGUGCGGACGGCAUGGUCUCCAUUACUGGCGUCAGCAACUCGUGUCAGGAUCCAGUAACAUGGAGAAAACACUCUGUGACGUCGAGCGCAGGAGGGGACGGGACUGGGGGCACUCAAGACGGUGACCCUGAAGAUCAUGAAGAAGAGGACAUCGGGGGGACCCUCAUUAUUCCCCACAGUGCCACAGUGGAGCAGGGUGGUUGCAGCAGCACGCAGCAGGUGGCGCCAGAUGGCGGGUGGGGCUGGGUGGUUUUGAUGGCCACCAGCGUGGUGCUGGCGCUGACUGUAGCCUUCCCCUCCUGCCUUGGCAUCUUCUACACAGAGCUGCAGACUGAAUUUGAAGCCAGCAACACGGAGACCUCCUGGGUGCCCUCUAUCAUGACAGCAAUGCUACAUGCUGGAGGCCCCUUAUGCAGUGUGCUGGUGGAGAGAUAUGGUUGCCGGGCAACCGUGAUGAUUGGUGGGGUCUUGAGUGGGCUGGGCAUGGCGGCCAGCUCCUUCACAAGCACCCUGACGGAGCUUUACGUCACCGCCGGCGUCAUCACAGGGUUGGGCUUCUGCUUCUCCUUCCAGCCGGCCGUCACCAUGAUGGGUCACUACUUCGUGCGGCGUCGGGCGUUCGCCAACGCCAUGUCGUCCACGGGCACCGCCGUCGGCCUGAGCGUCCUGCCCCUGCUCUCCCACUUUCUGCUCAGCCAACUGGACUGGAGGGGCAGCUUCCUGGUGCUGGGGGGGAUUCUGCUGAACUGCUGCGUGUGUGGCGCCGUCAUGAGGCCCGUCGGGGGAGGACGCAGCGUGGCGAGCAAGCAACGGCGGCGGGAGGCGAAGGGAAGUGCGGCGACCACCAGGGGUCUCCUCAAGGACUUUCUGCGCAAGUAUCUGGCCUUUGACCUCUUCUGUAGCAACAAGCGGUACAGAGCCUAUGCUCUGUGCGUCACCUGGAUGAUGUUGGGUUUCUUGGUACCGCUGGUGUACCUAGUGCCCUACGCCACUUCCCAAGGCUUGGGGCACGGCCAGGCCGCCCUACUGCUCGCCAUUCUGGGCUUCGUCAACAUUUUCAUCCGCCCUCUAGCCGGCCUGCUCUUCGCGCUGCCCUGGUUCCGGGGCCGCCACGUCUUUGCGUACGUCUUCGCCGUCGCCCUGCUCAUCAACGGGCUCAGCAACUGCAUCUGCUGCCUGGAGACCAGUUUCAGCACGCUGUUGGCCUACGUGCUGGUCUUCGGGGUCUCCAUCAGCGUGGUGGGCUCGCUCAUCUUCACCGUGCUCAUGGACGUCAUCGAGAUGAGCCGCUUCCCCGCCGCGCUGGGUCUGCUCACCAUGAUGGAGAGUACCACCAUCUUGGUGGGCCCUCCCUUGGCAGGGUUGCUGGUGGACCGCACGGGCCAGUACACCUACGUGUUCUACGCCUGCGCUGUGUCGGUGUCCAUGUCAGCCAUCUACCUCAUGGUGUCCUUCUAUUGGCUGGACAGAGAGGGCGACGCAGGCGUGAAGGGCCGUCCCCCGCAGCCGUCCAAUCCCCUUGCUGCUCUUUCCUCCCACUGCGAGUACAGCAACAUCCCUGCAAAGGGAGAGAAAGGCCCAGCGGCCGAGAUGCACGUCACCAGCGUGUGAGCCAUGUCACCACGUGUGAGCCGCAUCACACUCGCGCAUCUGCUGUGACUUUGACAUUAUUGUCAUCCCAGCAAAUGUUGCCUGCUGAUGUUCAAGGAGUUUAACAAGGAGUCUGAGUCCUUUGACACCUUAUCGAGUCUUUUGAACCAUUCCUUCUGUUUAAGGAUGAUCAAAUGUCUUUAACGCACAUGGUGGGUACAUGGUUCUGCACACUUAGGUGAUUUAGAUAUUUUUUUAAGCUUAAUGGGGCUUAUUGGGGCUCAGAUAGUUUGAACCCCAGGCAUAACAGGCUAGGCCUGUAUGUAAUCUGCAACUGAGAGACCAUCUUAGAAAUGGUUUUACGUGGUCAGUGCCAGAGGUGUAGAACGCCAAAGUGAGACAUUAACGUACAAACUUUUAACUUAUAGUGCACUAGGUCAGGAAUGAAGUUAUUUCCAGUAGGCACGCUUCAAUGAACCUUAAACUAUGAACAGGCAUCUACUGUAGGCAAGUACUAAUUAAUAGUGUAUUUUAGGUUUUUUAGGGGACAAUGUUAAAAUACACAUUUUUUUUUGACAAUUUUUCCAUUUGAAUGGAAAGCCUUAAAUUUCUUUAAUAUGUUUCUUUUCUCAUUGUCCCUCUUCAGGGCAAUGAGUGAGUAGUUCUUCAGUGCACCAGAGAAACAGGGCCGUGACUAUUGGCUGCAUUUUAGCAGAUAAACUUGAAUCAGGCAGCAGUUAUUUUUUGAGGGAUAUCGUCCCUGUGCCAACUGUGCCUUUGUAACCAGACUGAAUGCAUCUGUAUGAGACAGAUGGUUUUAAGAAAAUGUUCUAGCAUCAUGUUGUGGUGACGAACCAGUUUCCAAUGGUUACCUCCUACCACAAUGCAGACAUUAUCUUAUACUCUAAGUGUGACAAGAUUGAUUUGUCACCACAAAGAUCACCUGUACAAGGGAAUCUUAUAAGUGAUAUGUAACACUAUAUUUGAUAUGGCACAAAUACUAUUACUGUAUACUAUUACUUAUGUAUUAAUUAACCACAAACUAAGUCUGUUACAUAUGGAUCUCAUGUUAAUUCAUCAUUAAUGAAUCAUGAUGCAUGAUUUAUCCCAAGC
Paramormyrops kingsleyae is the source of this 5919-nucleotide messenger RNA. Its product is annotated as monocarboxylate transporter 6-like. Gene Ontology annotation, molecular function: monocarboxylic acid transmembrane transporter activity. Gene Ontology annotation, cellular component: basolateral plasma membrane. NCBI's taxonomy places the organism in Eukaryota, Metazoa, Chordata, Actinopteri, Osteoglossiformes, Mormyridae. Gene Ontology annotation, biological process: monocarboxylic acid transport; transmembrane transport. The record is from RefSeq and is a predicted model, not a curated record.